Molecule: messenger RNA, 518 nt
Organism: Rattus rattus (black rat)
Lineage: Eukaryota; Metazoa; Chordata; Mammalia; Rodentia; Muridae
Product: 60S ribosomal protein L10-like
Exons: 1
Coding region: 148-450 (100 amino acids)
Biological process (GO): translation; ribosomal large subunit assembly
Cellular component (GO): ribosome; cytosolic large ribosomal subunit
Molecular function (GO): structural constituent of ribosome
Source: RefSeq, a predicted model, not a curated record
UGGUUGCAAACAGCAGCCUCCUUGGUAGUGUAUGUAGCCUAUUGUCUAUAUGGGUUACCUCAAGGGACCUUGGAAACAGUUUUCUGGCAGUUGAAUAAUCAAGUGUCUGAUCAUAAUUGCUGUCCCUGAUCUAGGCUCCAGACAGGUAUGCGUGGUGCCUUUGGGAAGCCCCAGGGUGCAGUAGCCAGGGUUCACAUUGGCCAAGUCAUCAUGUCUAUCCGAACCAAGUUGCAGAAUAAGGAACAUGUGAUUGAGGCUCUGUGCAGGGCCAAGUUCAAGUUCCCUGGCCGCCAGAAGAUCCACAUCUCAAAGAAGUGGGACUUCACCAAGUUUAAUGCAGAUGAACUUGAAGACAUGGUUGCCGAGAAGCGGCUCCUUCCUGAUGACUGUGGUGGCAAACAUAUCCCCAAUCGUGGUCCUCUGGACAAAUGGAGAGCCCUGCAUUCCUGAAGGCUUCCACAGUGCUCUCCUAUAUCCUAUCAAGUCAUGUUCAAAAGUAAAUCUCACAUCAAAUCUGA